Molecule: messenger RNA, 1839 nt
Organism: Thelazia callipaeda (thelaziosis nematode)
Lineage: Eukaryota; Metazoa; Nematoda; Chromadorea; Rhabditida; Thelaziidae
Source: the annotation of a GenBank genome assembly
AUGAAAAAGCAAAUUACCUUACAGAAUCAACCGUCAGAAGCAACAGUUCCUCCUCCCCCCGUUGUAAUUUGUCCGACUGAAGUCGAUAACGUGAAUAUCACGUUGGAAAAGAAUCAACAAUGUGCGUGCAAGGAUUGUGGCAAGUUGUUCAAUUCCGUUUGGUACCUUAAACAACACGCCGUGAAGCAUUCUAAUGACCGACCAUUUAGAUGCAAAUUUUGUUAUAAGACUUAUAAAUUUCGGUCAAAUCUUUACCAACACAAAUGUCCUGAUCGAACUAAAAAUGGCAAUAUGUUAUCUUAUAGGCCUUUUAGCAAACGUCUGAUGUGUCGCAUUACCGUGAAUCAAUCGCAUCUUUUUGAUCACCGACGAUCACAAAUUGAAAAUCGAGACUUUACACUUCCAACGAGAUCAGUGGAGCAGUGUAGUGAAGAGAUAGCUGUUCCCGUAGAACCAAUAAGUCCUGAAGUACUGACAAUAAAACAACAAAUGGAACUUCGAGAAAUCACAGCUCCAAAAAUAUUUCUCGAUCAAGCAGCAAUCGAUAAUUACUUAGAAAAGUACAGAAAUAAGCUUUAUCAAUGUCGGAAAUGCAAACUACAGUUUCCUUCUCGUGGUUACCUGAGUCGACAUACAGCUCAUCACAACGAAUUAGAACAAUUGUCAGUACUAUGUGAGAUGUGUCCACAACGAUUUCAAACAGACUUUGAAUUGAGAAAGCAUUCAGAAUUACACUCCAAGGAUUCUGGAAUAUUUUGUCCUAACUGCAAUGCUUCUUUUAGAUCAAUGUUAGCACUUCGAAGACAUCGAAAUCAAUGUCGAGAAUGUCUUUCCUUCAUAAGCAGUUUUGACCAUCCAGCUAGUACUGAUGAAUUUGCAUAUAUUGAUGCAGUUGAAGCAAAUAUCGACUUUGGUACAUCGAUAACAAACAGUUCAUCUGUGGAUGAAAAACCGAUCAUUUCAUGUGACGAACGCGUUGAUUGUAAUUCAGUAAGAAGUAAUACGGAUUUUUAUCAACAUUUUGCGCCAGAUCCAACAAGAUCUGAGAGUAUCAACAAUGAUAGCGAUUUUUUGAUCUGUGAGAAUGCUUCCAAUCGAACUAUGAGAGCUGUGAAGUUUAAGCUUGACUCAACACCUGUUGUCUCUGUUUUGAAUAAAAACGAUGAUUCAAACAAUGAUGAGCAAUCGUCUAGCGAAAACCGCUUAGUUUAUCCAGAAGUGAAUAGUUUGGAAGUAGGAAAUUGCUCACAGACAACACUAGAUUAUGAACAGAGUGGAAGACUUUGUCAUGGAAAUACUUUUCAUACUUUUGCCAACGGCCAUAACAUUUAUGGUAGUUGUCUAAGUUCAGACCACAUUUUUAGCAGCCAUCUCUCAGGUAUGAGUGGUAACAGUAUAAGCGGAAAUUCAACAAGUAAUAACUGCACGGAAACGAGUAGUACUGCUGGAGGAGGCAUUGCUGGCAGUGGCGAAUUAAAUUUUGCCACUUUAACUUUCGAUAGUUUUGCAUUAAAUAGUGCUGGCAGUGUAAGUUAUGAUAGUUUGGUGUUGGAAGGCAGUCGACCGCUUAUAUAUCAUUCUCGUUUACACGCAACUAAAGGUGCAGUGACUUCUCAACCAGCGGUUGAUCUCAUCAGCUGUACAACUCUAUCAAUUCGUAAUGAAAUUAGCAUAUGCGAAGCCCUUUACUCUUUACAAACGCAAUUUUUAAGGUUUUCGAAAGAAAAAAUUUGCAUGAUUUCUUUUGCAUUGCACAUUUUUGUGCAACAUAAGAUGACAAGCAUAAGUUUUGUUAUCAAAACGCUUACCAGAAACGUACGCUUGUUAUCAGUGCGUUAA